This is a messenger RNA of Drosophila suzukii, 2937 nucleotides long. Lineage: Eukaryota; Metazoa; Arthropoda; Insecta; Diptera; Drosophilidae. The record is from RefSeq and is a predicted model, not a curated record.
UCGAAUUGCAACCUCAACUAAUUACGGAGAUUUGAACCAAUUAAGUGUUUAAAAAACUGAAGCCAAGCGAUGCAGAACAUAAUCGACGAGGAGGGCGCGGCGCCCAGUCGCGCGGCUAGGGGCGUGACCAAGGACGGAGACCAAGGAGGCGGAGGAAGUGGAAGUGGAGGUGGUGGCAACAACACAAACCAGAACGCUAGUGGCAUCAUUGUUUUGAGAGCUGUGCUGGGAGUGAACGAGACGAGCGCGGUAAUCAAAAAAUGGCAGGUUCGCGAGGGACAGUUCGUGUCGGCGGCCCAAGUCCUGUUUCUCUACACGCCGGUGGGCGACGAUGGGAAUCCAGGUGGAGGAUCUGGAAGAACCGACUCCUCCAUCCAGGAGUACAAGUCCCAGCGCGCCGGGGUGGUGAGGAAGCGGCUCCGCAAGGACGGGGAACUGCUCUCCAAGGGGGACACCAUUCUGGAGUUGUCCGAGUGCAUACACACCACGGUAACCAAGGACAUGUGCGCGGACUGCGAAGCCGACUUGCGUCAGAACGAGAAUGAACAAACGUCGGAGGCCUCGGUGCCCAAGGUGCACACCAUGCCCGAUCUUAAGGUCAGCCAGAAUCUGGCCCAGAAGCUCGGACACGACGACACCCGCCGCCUGCUGGCCGACAGGAAGCUGGUCCUGCUCGUCGAUCUCGACCAUACGGUGAUCCACACCACCGACGACACGGUGCCGGACAACAUCAAGGGCAUCUACCACUUCCAGCUGCGCGGCCCGCAUUCCAAGUGGUACCACACGCGCUUGCGCCCCGGCACUGCCGAGUUCCUGGAGCGCAUGUCCCAGCUCUACGAGCUGCACAUCUGCACCUUUGGGAAGCGUAAGUACGCGCACAAGAUUGCCCAACUCCUGGACCCCGAGGGAAAGUUCUUCUCGACCAGGAUUCUGUCCAGAGAUGAGUGCUUCAAUGCCACCAGCAAGACGGACAACUUGAAAACUCUCUUUCCGAAUGGCGAUUCCAUGGUGUGCAUCAUCGACGAUCGGGAGGAUGUGUGGAACAUGGCCUACAACUUGAUUCAGGUCAAGCCCUAUCACUUCUUUCAGCACACGGGUGACAGUAAUGCCCCGCCGGGCUUGUCCAAGCAUGAACUGGAUGGCGAAGGCGUUGAUUUCCAAGAGAUUACCGAGAAGAUUUCCGAGUCUAUCAGCGAACUGAGAACAGAAGAUCCUGAUAGGGGCGACAACAUAGUCUCAAGCACAAGCAAGGAUGAUGAGGGGAAUGAGGAAUCAGUCGACGUAUUCGAACUGGAGAGCGACGCCAAGGAUCCCGAGAUUUCCAAUUCCUCGAUAGCCGCAGAGGCACCCAAGAAGCCGCCGAGUGACACACUAAAUGGCAAGACUGUCUCAGAGGAAAUCGUGGUCGUAGACGAUAGUUCAUCUGGCUCACCAGAUGCUGAGAAAGCUGUUAUUGAUGAUAGUUCCAAGGAGGUCACAAAAGCCGAGGUGGUGGAAGAGAAAACCCCGACAAGCAAUGAGGAUGUGGCCACCACGUCAAAGCCCAGCCUUCGAGUGCCGCUCGAAGGGCAGAAGCAGAUAGAGAUUGAAGACACCGACGAUUACCUGCUUUAUCUGGAGGGCAUAUUGCGCAGCAUCCACAAGCGAUUCUAUGCCAUCUACGACGAGACCACGGAGAUAACCGAUCUAAAGGUCAUCGUUCCGAAGAUUCGCUGUGAAGUGCUGCGUGGCAAGAGCUUGGUGUUCUCCGGCCUGGUGCCCACGGAGAUGAAGCUGGAGCAAUCGCAGGCAUACUUCAUUGCUAAAAGUCUGGGCGCAGAUGUGCAGCCGAACAUUGGCAAGGGGAUCACGCAUCUGGUGGCGGUCGAUGCGGGCACCUACAAGGUAUAUGCCGCCAAGAAAGAAUCCGCCAUCAAGGUGGUCAAUGCAAACUGGCUGUGGACCUGCGCCGAGCGCUGGGAGCAUGUGGAGGAGAAGCUCUUUCCAUUGGACCAAGGUGGCAAGGUGCGCAGUCCCGAGCACGUGGUCAACUACAGCGAGCGCCCAGAGAUCUCACCAUCGAGCAGCAAGCAGCAGGAGGGGCAGAGCGACACCUUCCGCGAAACGCUCAAUCCACUGCUGGGCCUCACCAACGCGGACAUCGAGUCCAUGAACCAGGACUACGACACAUUCUUCGAGUCGGACUCGUCGAGUGACGAGGGACCCGUUAACCUUGAAAACCCACCAAUGGAUAGGAAGGUGCUUAAGAGAAUGCGCGAAGAUAAUAGCAAUAGCAAUAGAGCCCAUGACUUGUUGACGCGCAGCGAGGACGUAAUGAUCGGAGCGCAGAACGUCAUGGAAUUUGACAUAGGCUUAAACGCAGAGGUUAAUGACAAUAAUGAGAAGGAGGAUGAUGACGAUGAGAUGCCCAGAGCCAAGUUUCGACGAGGAGAAGAUCUGCCUACCGACCUGGAGAUUGGCUCCGACCCGAACAGCGAGAAAGACCCGGAGGACGAGGACGACGACGAAUGGGACAUGAUGGAGAGAGACCUGGAGAGAGAGUUCCUCGGCCCUUCCUCGGAAGACUUUGACAUUUAGAAAUUCCGCAAAAUCUUCGAUCAACAGACAGGAGCCUGAGUCUCCGCAUUCGAGGCCUAUAUAUAUUUUUUUAGCCUACAAACCACUUUUACAAAAAUUUACCAAGACAGAAACCACAUUCCCCUACCUAACAACACCUACACUGAUCACAGAAGACUUAUGACUGGAAUACUUUCUGGGGAUCUUCCAAACGCAAUCGCGGGGGUAAAAUCUUCGGGGAAUUCAUUCACAGUAAUAACUGCAUCACACUAAACAACGACCCACAUAAACCUUGCCUUUUGCUCACUGAGCCUCAAAAUUCACUGCAAUUUUAAAAUCAUGGACACUUUCGACAUGAACAUAUUAUAUUUCCCAAUAAAA